Messenger RNA from Rotaria sp. Silwood1, 315 nucleotides. The record is from the annotation of a GenBank genome assembly. NCBI's taxonomy places the organism in Eukaryota, Metazoa, Rotifera, Eurotatoria, Philodinida, Philodinidae.
AUGACUCGAUUAGAAGACUUAUUUAACGAAAUAUUUGAUUAUUUACAUGCACUUGAUAUUUUACGUCAAACUAUUUUAACAUAUCAACCAUCUUCACUUCGCUCGCUCGAUUUUGUAUUUUACUUCAAUCAUUCGCAUUUAACAACUGGUGUUACUCUUGACUGGAUAUUAACAUCAAUGACUUUAACAUUUUAUGGUUUACCUCAGCAGUUAUCAAUUUAUUGUGUUCUAUAUGUAUUUCAUAUUUAUCGUGCAUUAAGACGUUUACGUGUAUUUAUAUUAAUUCCUGCAAAUUCAAAUAUUCAACAUGCAUAG